Messenger RNA from Stylonychia lemnae, 924 nucleotides. Lineage: Eukaryota; Ciliophora; Spirotrichea; Sporadotrichida; Oxytrichidae. The record is from the annotation of a GenBank genome assembly.
AUGGAUUCAUCAAUAAAAGGACUAAAUGUAUGUGUGAUAGGUUAAAAAUCAUCUGGCAAAAGCUCUCUUUGCUACGGAAUUUCAAACGACUAUUACUAUUUAAAAAAGGAUAAACCUUUCUAUAAGUACUAAUCAUUAUUUGAUCAAAAGGUUAAAUGGAAGGAUGCUAUGGAUGAAGAGUACAACUUGAUCGAUACUUAAAGAUUUGACGAAUCUUUAGAUUAUACUCAACUAAAAACUGUGAUGGAUGAGCUAAAACUAUUGUCAAAUGAGCCGAUUUUUAUAAUUGUGUAUGAUGCCUCUAAAUCAUAUAAACCCUAUAUUCUAGAUUAAAUGCUGAGAAUAUUUGUAGCUAUCUAUGGCCUAGAUUUUUUUAAGAGAGUAUUAUUUGUUGCAAAUAAAGCUGCUUUUAACUAAAAUAAUUACAAGAUCUUUAAGCAUAACUAUGAUACUCAUAUCGAGCAAGGAUUUCUUGAACAUAUAAAUGAAUAUGUGAGAGAUUAAUACGGAUUUAACACUGAUCAGUAUCCAAUUGACUGUGUUACAAUAUUUUUAACUGAUGAGGUAACUUAAGGUGAUAGAGUUUCAAUUUUUUAAGAAAGUGAUUAUUGCCCACUAAAUUAUUCAAAACUUGAAAAAAUAUACUAAAAUCUAUAAAAACUAAUAGUUAAAUUGAAUAAAAGAACGAAAAUUGAUCCUCUAAAGUAUCAAUUGUGGAAGUUCAAGAAGGUAUUUGAUAAAAAUUAGAAAAUUAAAAUUAACGUUAAAUAAAAAAAGGUUCUAGGAAUUACAUCAGGAUAAACAUCUGCUGAAUAAUAUAAAAAAGAUCUAACAAAAACAACUCAAAUUGAUGAGAAGAGAAAUAAAUUUAUUGAUUUCCUGAUUAUCUUUAUAGUAUUUUAUAUACUCAGACAAUUUCCUUGA